AUGACGGAGCGACAAGAAACCAAUGAGCGGCCCUAUAAACGAUCGAGAUCAGUCGCUUCCUCGACUGAAGAAAUUUGCCUUUUGAACCAAACAGGUAUCCGCAACAUGCUCAGUGGACGAGAAGAUGAAGCUGAACGCUACUUUUCGCAAGCACUAGGCCAGGUGGAUGGAAGAAAACCCUGUGCGUCUCUCGAUUCCGCGACCAGAGCCUCCUCAAAACAAAUGAAACCUCCCUCUUCCGACAUUGAAAUUCAGCCUUCAUCUACAUCAGAAAUAGACGGUACUGCAAGUAGUAACGACACCUCAAAGACGACCAUGCUGUACAUAUAUCAACGCCAAGAAUACGACGAGGGCAUGUACGUUUAUUCCGAGGCGUUACCACUCGAUGAGUCGCUUACCGAGUCUGUUCGCUCCGGAACGCUCCUUUACAAUGUUGGGCAAACGCACGUUCGUAGAGGAAAAUAUUUCGAAGCGCGUCGUUGGUUUGAGCUUGCGCUGGUAAGAGUCACUUUGGUAUCUCAUGACCUUAAAGCUGUUCCAAUAUCGGUCAAGAUUCAGCAUAACUUAGGGCACUGCCACUAUCGUCUGGGUCGCAACGAGGAGGCUAUGACUUGUUACAAAAAGGCCUUGGCUAUUAUCAACUCAGCUGGACUUGGUGAUUUAAGCGCCGCGGCCACGAACAACUGCAUGGCAGUCCUUUUAUUCCACGACGAAUACGCGGAAACGAAAGAUGCGCUCAAUAUGUUCAAGGAGAGUCUAAAAAUUUUUCGUUCCCAGCUUUGUAGCCAAUCCAGUGAAGUCGCCACGGUCUUGAACAAUAUUGGUCGCGUGCAUUAUUUGGAGGGCAACUAUGACUGCGCGCUUGCUGUAUACAAAGAGGCUCUGUUAAUCCGACGCAAAGUACUUGGAGAGAAGUCAAUUGAUCUAGCAGCGACAAUGUGUAACACCGGACAGACUUUGCAUCAACGAGGUGAUCUAGACGAAGCAAUGGUCUACUACAGUGAAUUUCUUAAGUUAGCCGGAUUUCAUUUGGGAUCGAACCACCGCGACGUCGCUAUUAUCCUAAAGUGCAUGGCGGAGAUCCAUCACGGUCGUGGACAACUUGAUAAGGCACGUUCCAUGUAUGAAGAAGCCCUCCGGACCGGACGCAUCGCUCUCGGUAAUCACCAUCCCGAAUUGGCCUCGACGAUCAACAAACUGGGCAACUUGUACUAUGAAAUGCAAGAUCUCGACACAGCAUUGCAAUACUACAAUGAAGGACUCAAGAUCGAACAAAUUUUACUGGAUCCACAUCAUCCCCACAUUAUGGUCACGUUAAUGAAUAUUGCUCAGAUUCAUCGUCACCGUGGGCAUUUCGCAGCUGCUUUGGUGAAGUACACUGAAGUGCACGAGCUGCAGAUGAAAGCGUACGGCCCUAAUAAUCUCGCCGUAGCCAGUACUUUAUCCAGUAUGGGCUUGAUGCAAUAUCAAUUGAAAUCAUACAGCUCGGCGUUUGAUUUAUAUCAGGAAGCGCUUCGAAUCCAACGAGACCACUACGAAUCAGACGAAAAUGCUGAUGUGGCAUCAACGCUCAACUCCAUAGGGCUCGUUCUUUUCAAUCAAGGCGUAUACGGAUUGGCCAAAAACUGCUUUACAGACAGCCUCAGAAUUCGCCGGAAUAUUCUUGGACCCGAUCAUCGUGACGUUGCAAUCUUGUGGUACAAUAUUGCGACUAUCUACCUCGAAACUGGCGAAGACGAUUUUGCGAUAAGACUAUACAAAGAAACCCUUCGCGUGGAGCGUCAUUCACUGGGUGAAAAACACCACGACGUUAUUCUGACUUUGCAGCAUUUGGGUUUAGUUUACCAACAACGCGGUGAAUUGGACGAAGCGCUGCAUUAUUUUAGCGAGGCUCUGGAAAUUGAGCGAACUAAAGAGGGCAAGAGCUAUGUUGCCGUUGGCAAGCUUCUGAACUUAAUUGGAAACAUCCAUCUGCAACGGGCAAAUGUUGGGAAUAUGAUGGAAUGCUAUGUUGAGGCUUCGAGACUCUACCGAGAGUGGACUCAGCAGAACGACACUCUCGUAAUAGCUGGAUACAACUUUUACGGCCUCAGCAAACUCCACCCUCCUUCUGCGUCUAUGGCCUAG
Phaeodactylum tricornutum CCAP 1055/1 is the source of this 2127-nucleotide messenger RNA. RefSeq names its product beta-glucan elicitor receptor. The record is from RefSeq and is a predicted model, not a curated record. The transcript has a single exon. Lineage: Eukaryota; Bacillariophyta; Bacillariophyceae; Surirellales; Neidiaceae. Gene Ontology annotation, molecular function: protein binding. The coding region runs from base 1 to 2127 and encodes 708 amino acids.